AUGUCGGGACCAGUGGUAGAACACGUGGGCACGUGGACGUGGAAUUCGAACAAUGGAGAGUACGCCACACGGAGUUUACCACGAGUAAGAAUUGAUGGUGGCCAAGCUGGUAAUCCAGGAGUGAGAUUACGAUGCUGGGCAGCUCCACCUUCGAUUACAGAGGAAGAGGCUGAGGAUGAAAUCGAAGAGGAUGCUGUAUCUCUACGAGCUCUACCUGUGCAAGGCAACACAAUAUAUAAGUUAGUCCGGCUAGUUCUUGGUUUUACUGAAGCGAACAUGUUUAGUAUACAGCUCGUUUUAAUUGACAUUGCUCCCUUGUCCCGUGUUCACAUUAAAACAAUGUACCACUUAAAGGACUUUAACCCUUUCUUUGAACUUAGUCAGCUUGUAACAAAAACUCUGAGUAUAAAGAUGAAGAAAAAAGUAUAA
Messenger RNA from Pieris macdunnoughi, 429 nucleotides. The record is from the annotation of a GenBank genome assembly. NCBI's taxonomy places the organism in Eukaryota, Metazoa, Arthropoda, Insecta, Lepidoptera, Pieridae.